AUGCAGUGCCAUCAGAUCGAGCGCAAGGUCAAGUACCUGUCCGCCAACCUGAAGGACGAGUACGAUGUGAAUGGCAAUCUGGAGAAGCUGGAGUCGAUGGAACUGCCGUCCGAACUCAUCGAGCAGUACAAGCUGAAGGAACUCGCUCAGUCGUACCUCUCCAUGAAAGAGUACCGAGUGGCCGCCGGACGACUUUUGUCCAAGUUCCGGCGUGCGGAGAAGGAGGCCUGGGAGCGCUACCAGAGAUCGAUUGCACUCCGAUCGUCCCCGACGUCUUCGGAAAGCAGCAGAGAUUCGCCGUCGUCGUCGUUGUCGCCGGAAGAAGACGACUGGAUGGUGAGAAGGAAGCGGACGGCUCCAACAAUGGUCAGAGGAUUGCAAAGACGGUCACCGGAUGCGUUGGCUCGAGUGGAAGAUCGGUGCGGCAAGGAAUCGGACAAGGAGAACAAGGCGGCGGCCGAGAAGAAACUAGAGUCGUUCCUGAUGAGGAGAAGAGAGGCGACGGCGAAGUUGAAGGAGAUGGCGGAGGCUUCCAGGACGAAGACCCUUUCGCAACUGGAAGUCGCCCGUCAGAAGCGCAUCGAGAACGCCAGACGGAUCAAAGAGUGCGGCGAGGAGGAGCAGAACGAGGUGAAAAGGCAGCCGAAACCCAAGAGAAGACGUUUCUACUAA
Messenger RNA from Caenorhabditis sp. 36 PRJEB53466, 672 nucleotides. The record is from the annotation of a GenBank genome assembly. Lineage: Eukaryota; Metazoa; Nematoda; Chromadorea; Rhabditida; Rhabditidae.